AUGGCGGCGGCGGCGCUCGGUGUCCUCCUGUUCUGCCUCUUGCUCCCGAGCCCCGGCUGCGCCGACGACGGCUGGGACCCGUCCGGAUACCUGCUCUAUUGCCCCUGCAUGGGGAGAUUCGGGAAUCAAGCAGAUCACUUCCUCGGAUCUUUAGCGUUUGCGAAGACGAUGAAUCGGACGCUGGCUGUGCCUCCCUGGAUUGAGUACCGGCAUCACAGGCCUCCCUACACGAAUCUCCACGUUCCUUACCAGGAAUAUUUCAAGCUGGCCCCUCUGCUGGAAUACCACCGGGUGAUUAGCUUGGAGGAGUUUAUGGAAAAGCUGGCACCCACCCACUGGCCUCCUGGGCGGAGAGUGGCGUAUUGCUUUGAAGCAGCCGCUGAGAGAAGUUCUGACAAAAAGACCUGCCCUAUGAAGGAUGGGAACCCCUUUGGGCCUUUCUGGGAUCAGUUUGGAGUGGAAUUUGAGAGGUCGGAGCUGUUCGGAGGCCUCUCCUUCAGCGCCUUUUACAAGGACGACUGGAACCGAAGGUUUCCACUCUCUGAACAUCCUGUUCUCGCCCUCCCAGGUGCUCCGGCCCAAUUUCCUGUCCUGGAAGAGAACCGUCCCCUGCAGCGCUACAUGGUUUGGUCUGAUGAGAUGGUGGAGAAAGGAGAGUCCUAUAUCAAGUCACUCCUGAUCAGACCCUAUGUGGGAAUUCAUUUGCGUGUGGGUUCAGAUUGGAAAAAUGCUUGCAAUCUGCUGAAGGAGGGCACUGCUGGGUCACAUUUAAUGGCAUCCCCACAGUGUGUGGGCUAUGAUCGCAACAACGCCGCGCCCCUCACCAUGGAUAUGUGUUUGCCGGACCUGAACGAGAUCAGGCGUGCCGUGAAACUCUGGGUGGAAAAGAUAGAGGCGAAAGCCGUGUUUGUGGCCACCGAUUCUGAGCCCUACACCCAGGAGAUACAGCAGUGUUUCCAAGACAAGAUCAAAGUGGUCCAUUUGCAACCCGAAGUGGCCCAGUUAGACCUGUACAUCCUCGGCCAGUCUGACCAUUUCAUCGGCAACUGCGUCUCCUCUUUCACCGCCUUUGUGAAGCGGGAGAGGGACGCGCACAGGAGGCCGUCUUCCUUUUUCGGCAUGGACUACCCCCCUCAACUUAGGGAUGAAUUAUAAACCCCCCCGGGGGAAACUGCGCGUUGCGUCUCGGGACACACAACUCGGGCUUCACACAAAGCCCCCUCGGAAGCCAGGCUGCAUAGCUGGUCGGUUCUGCGGAAUUCGUCCCUGUGCGUUCUUUUAUAGUCUGAGCUGGAACAACAGAGCAACUUUUUGGGAAAAUCCCAUUUUUUUUCCGCUCCCCCUGUAAUGGUUGAAUCAAGGAAUCCUCUGAAUCUACCACUCGAGUUUCCUCCUUCCCU
Protobothrops mucrosquamatus (brown spotted pit viper) is the source of this 1400-nucleotide messenger RNA. RefSeq names its product protein O-fucosyltransferase 1 (gene POFUT1). Bases 1 to 1155 code for a protein of 384 amino acids. The transcript has 7 exons. Gene Ontology annotation, molecular function: peptide-O-fucosyltransferase activity. Gene Ontology annotation, biological process: protein O-linked glycosylation via fucose; regulation of Notch signaling pathway; Notch signaling pathway. Gene Ontology annotation, cellular component: endoplasmic reticulum. NCBI's taxonomy places the organism in Eukaryota, Metazoa, Chordata, Lepidosauria, Squamata, Viperidae. The record is from RefSeq and is a predicted model, not a curated record.